This is a messenger RNA of Talaromyces rugulosus, 789 nucleotides long. RefSeq lists its product as uncharacterized. Lineage: Eukaryota; Fungi; Ascomycota; Eurotiomycetes; Eurotiales; Trichocomaceae. The transcript is spliced from 5 exons. The record is from RefSeq and is a predicted model, not a curated record. Bases 1 to 789 code for a protein of 262 amino acids.
AUGGCAAAGCGAUCCCGCGUUGAGGAGAACGAAGACGAUACAACCACAACAACAACAUCAUCGAAACGAAGCACGAAACGAUUCGCAUCACUCAAGCCACGGACUCAAAAUGUUUCAAAGCGCACAAUCAAGGCAAAAUGGUCGAAUCUGCCCGACGCAGCGCAGGAGAAAGUGCGCGCGAUGUUUCGGACAUUGGAGCGGCCGGUGAUUGUGCUUCAACGCGAUGAACGAAAGCGCGUUGAGGCGCAGACGGCGCUGGGCUCUGUGGUGAAAACUCUUGAACGUCGUCUACCUCGAAUGCCGUUCCCGCCGAUGACCAAAGAUGCGACUUUUGACUACGAAGCUACAUUGAACGAACAUCGCCUCCUAGAUGCCCAGCUGUCGACAGCAACGAAUACAACCGAUAUCCUAAAAAUGGAAAUCGAAAAAGAAGAGGCCCUUCUCGCCCAAGAAACGAAAUACGUCGAUGAGAUGGAGAAGAAUGCGAAAAAGGCCGAAGCUGAACGACGGCGGCAGAUGAAAAAUGAGCAUCCCGUUCUGCGACAUAUUGAUCAUCAACCACAGCACUCAAAUGAGGCAUUGACGGCGCCGUUUAUCGUCGUUGACGGCGCGCAGGAUCAAUCUGCGCUUUGCGAGAUUGAACCCGACUCGGAGCUUCGGUCAUUGAUUACACAGCUGAACGGGCAUCUUAGUUCGAUGAGAAACAACCUUGGACCUCUGGUGGAACUCCGAGAAGCGAUCACUGAAGCGCAAUCGUCUCUUGAUGUUCUCUUCAUUCCAGCCGAUUGA